AUGCGCACCAAAUCCAAUACCAGCGAAGCUCCAUCAUUCCUUCAAAAAACUUAUGAUAUGCUUACUCUCUCUGGUUAGCGAGAGCAAAUUUUAAUAUAAAAUAAAAUUUUAAAAUAUAUUUAUGAUUAUAAUGAUGAAGAUGAAGAUUCAUAAUUUAUUAAUGAUCAUAAUGAUGAAAUCUCAAGUAAAUUAUAUUGAAUUUAGACAUCUUACGCUCUAUAAUAUAUUUUUUUUUUCAUUAUUACAAAUUUGGAAUUAAAUAUAAAUUAAUCUUGGGUAACGAACAAAAUUUUUCCUCUCUAACCGAGCAGGAAGUUAAUAAUUCCGAAUUAUCAGAAAAUUAUAUAGCAUUUAACUGAAUUCUCCUAAAAAUUAUUAUAGCCUCCCUAUUUUAUAUAGAAAUCCAAAACUUUUUAUUAAAAACAAAAAUCAUGCCUUAUCCCCACAGAUUAUUUCAUGAAGUGAAGAAGGUGACGCCUUUACAAUCAAAAACAUAAAAGAGUUUUCAUCUCAAGUCUUGCCACGAUAUUUCAAACAUUGCAAUUUUGCAAGCUUCGUAAGACAGCUCAACAUGUACGACUUCCACAAAAUCAGAAGCACUGGCAACGACAACACUUUUAAACAUUCGCACUUUAUUAGAGACAGAAUUGAUCUCCUGAAAGAAAUCAAAAGAAAAUCUACCGAGCCAAACUGGGCUGUAACUCCAGUAUACCCUUACAAUUUGAAUUUAUUUAUUUAAAAAAAAAAAAAAAAAAUAGCCGAAUUCAAUAAUAACAGUCAUAAACAACCUUACAAAGUCAGAAAUGGCUCCAAUUAUCCAAAAAAUGAUCGAACUUCACAAGAAAAAUACAGCCACUGAAGAACUCGUUCGGUCACUCGAAGAAAAAGUUGUUGAGCUAACCCAGGAAAGGACUAUUUUAGAUACCCAGCUUUGGAAAACUCAAGAAAGGGUCAGAGAAAUUGAGCAGGCGAUUUAUAUCACUGCCUCCCUCAUGAAAAAAGCCGGGAAAGAGUUCCCAAUGCAUAUUAAAGCAAUCUUCAAAGAGCCACAAUUGAAAAGCAUUCAGCCAGAACUUCCUCAAAAAAGAAGGAAGAUUGAACAAUUGAGCAUUGAAGAGUUGCUGAAAGUCCCUGAAACCCCUAAAGAUAGCAAUGAGAAAGAAGAAAAUAGCCCUUUAAACGAUGUCUCUGAGGCUUUUGACGAAUCCAGCCUGGAGCAUUGGUUGGAGACCUAA
Molecule: messenger RNA, 1235 nt
Organism: Blepharisma stoltei
Lineage: Eukaryota; Ciliophora; Heterotrichea; Heterotrichida; Blepharismidae
Source: the annotation of a GenBank genome assembly